AUGGGUGGAUAUCAGGUGGAGGAGGUGGAGCACCUGAAGGAAGGUGCAGCACCUGGUCUGGGCUGGGAAGAGAAACAGGAGCAUUGGGAUGUGCAGGUCCAGGGUGAGAAAACAGGUGACCUGGGCUUUGCUUCCAGCAAUUGCUCUGUCAAAAGGUGGGUAUUUGUAUUCAGGUGUACAAACAUGAUUCCAGAAGCUCUGAAUUUGGGGCAAACCAGGUUCAGCUUACAUGAGCCCCGAGCCGCUGACCACUCAAACCAAACCGAGCCCCUACAGAAAGGUGAACAUCUUCAUCCAUUUCUAAGGAAAAGCCAACUGACAAACAGUAUUGGGUACAACAUGCUCCUGGAUGAAGAAAGAAAUACGAUACAGUAUGAUAUCCACAACCUUAUGAGAUUUCCCAAUCACAGUUGGAUGUUGGUUAAAGUAGGAGACUUUAUCCACAGGAAUUCCCAGGAUCAAGGUUUGGUCAUCAAAGAAGAGAUGAUAAACUGGUCUAUUAGUUUCAAAGAGACUCCUAAGUCAGUGUGUAGUCACAGCUGUGUCCCUGGAUUCCAGAAAAUUCCCCAAGAAGGAAGAUCUUUUUGUUGCUUUAUUUGUGCUUCUUGCCCAGAUUCAGCUAUUUCAAAUCAAACAAAUGUAAAGCAGUGUAUCCAGUGUCCUUUUCAAGAGUAUCCAAACAGUGAGAGAACUCACUGCCUUCCAAAGACUGUGAUAUUCCUGACUUUUGAGGAUGCUUUGGGGACAGCUAUGGCCUGCAUAGUUCUAUGCUUCUUUGUUCUCACAGCUGUAGUUUUGGGGGUCUUUGUCAAGGCCAACAACCAGGCUCUCAGCUUCUUUCUGCUCAUCUUCCCCCUGCCAUGCUUCCUCUGCUCCUUGCUCUUCAUUGGCUAUCCUAAUGCAUCCACCUGUGUCCUCCAAGUUGCUUUGGCCCUUGUGUUCACUGUGGCAUCCACCACUUUGGCCAAAACCAUUAGUGUGAUUCUGGCAUUCAAGGCCAUAAAGCCUGGAAGAACCAUGAUGUACUUGCUCCUCUCAGGUGCUUCCAACUCUGUCAUUCCCAUUUGCUCUAUAUUCCAAAUGAUUAUCUGUGGAAUCUGGCUGGGAACCUCUCCCCCUUUUGUUGACAUAGACUCAUGUUCUGAGCCCAAAAACCUCAUAAUCAUGUGCAACAAGGGCUCAGUCACUGCCUUCUACUGUGUCCUGGGUUACCUGGGCUUCUUGGCUCUGGGGAGCUUUACUGUGGCUUUCCUGGCCAGGAACCUGCCUGACACAUUCAAUGAAGCCAAGUUCCCCACAUUCAGCAUGCUGGUGUUCUGCAGUGUCUGGGUCACAUUUGUCCCUGUCUAUCACAGCACCAAGGGCAAGUUCAUGGUGGCCGUGGAGGUCUUCUCCAUCUUGGCCUCCAGUGCAGGGCUCCUAGGCUGCAUCUUUAUGCCCAAGUGCUACAUUAUUUUGAUAAGACCCAAUGAGAACUCCUGGAAAGCUUUAAAAACCAGAAGGGGUUCCAAAUUAAACAGGCAUUCUAAGGGUUUAUCUCAUAAGCCUGUAUCACUAUUUUAG
Tupaia belangeri chinensis (Chinese tree shrew) is the source of this 1563-nucleotide messenger RNA. Its product is annotated as vomeronasal type-2 receptor 116-like. Gene Ontology annotation, cellular component: plasma membrane. The record is from RefSeq and is a predicted model, not a curated record. Gene Ontology annotation, molecular function: G protein-coupled receptor activity. Gene Ontology annotation, biological process: G protein-coupled receptor signaling pathway. Lineage: Eukaryota; Metazoa; Chordata; Mammalia; Scandentia; Tupaiidae.